GAGGUUACCAAACGUGCGUGUGUGCGUGUGCGAUCUGCCAUUGCUCUUCAGGCCAACUUGUCGCCUUCCAUCUCCACCCUCCUUUGGGUCUCUGUAGCUGCCCUGCCUGGAUGGAAUCUAUUGUCUCUGCCCGCUCUGUGGUUUUUUCUCAGCCCAGCUGGGGAGUUCUGAGCCGGCCAGUCCCAGCAAGGCACCGGAGAUUCUGCAGCACAGCUACCGCAGCUCCCAGAAGUGGGCUGGCGCCACCCCUUCUCUUUCUAAACUACCUGACUGGGAUGUGGCCAAGCAGAUCCGCUGGCCUGCACAGCACCUUCAGAGAAAGUCGGCUCCUGCGUUGUCACUGUCUGGAAACGUGUACUGGUUUUCAAAUUUGGGACGAGCUGGUGUGAGAGCUGCACGGGAUAAGACUCAGGAGUCCUGUGCUGGAGGCCACAGUUGGUGCCCGGACGCCAUGCCCCAGCCCUCUGGGCCUGACGCUGGCAGGAAGUAGAAGGCCUCUUUGUCUCUCGUGCCCCCAUCCUCACCAUGUCUUCCACUCAGGGCAGUGGGGAGCACUGGAAGUCCCUGGAGUCGGUGGGCAUCAGCCGCAAAGAGCUGGCCGUGGCCGAAGCUCUACAGAUGGAGUGCGAUGCCCUGUCCCGGCUCCGACACGACAAGGAGGAGAGCAGGUCCAAGCAGAACACCGAACAUUCUCUCAUCGACUGGGAUGAGCCUGUCCUAGACUUCUACAGCAAGCCGGCAGGGAGACGGAAGGACCUCAAGCUCUUGCGCGGUCUCUCUGGCUCUGAUCCUACCCUCAAUUACAACUCCAUCUCCCCACAGGAAGAGCCGCCCAACCACUCCACCCCCCAGGGCCCCCAGCCUGGCCCAGGUCCCUGGCCCAAAGGUUCCCUGUCUGGAGACUAUCUCUACAUUUUUGAUGGUUCACACGAGGGGCUCUCUUUGUCCCCAGGACCAGGGGAUAUCGAUGGCUCUUGCAAAAAAUUGUCCCCACCUCCUCUGCCUCCCCGUGUCUCUAUCUGGGACACCCCACCCCUGCCUCCUAGAAAGGGGUGCCCCUCCUCCUCCAAGAUCUCUCAGCCCAAUGACAUCAACACUUUUUCUUUGGUCCGGCAACCACCGGGUAAACUGCUGGGGCAUCAAAUCCUGGAAGAGGAAGCGUUCCCGGGAGGUAGGCACGGGCACAUGGCGGCGCCUGUGGACUUCGAUGGUAUCAACGACGCUAUCACAAGGCUCAAUCUGAAGUCAACCUAUGAUGCAGAGAUGCUAUGGGACACUAGCAGGGGCUGGAAGGAAGGUCAAGGUCCCCUGGACUUUGGCAAGGACACCCCGGGAAAACCUGUGUCGCGGAGCAAAACCAUGCCCCCUCAGGUGCCACCCCGAACUUACAACGCCCGCUACAGCAAUCGGACGAAUGCCACGCCUAGCAAGAACCGCCGGAUCUCUGCUGCUCUGGUGUGCUCCCGGCCCCACGCCGUCACCAACGGCCACGAGUUGUUUGAGGUGUCAGAGGAGAGAGAUGAGGAAGUUGCCGCAUUUUGCCACAUGCUGGAUGUCCUUCGGUCAGGCUCUGACAUCCGAGACUACUCCCUCACUGGCUGUGUCUGGAGUGCUGUCACCCCGAGCCCAGAGCACCUUGGGGAUGAGGUCAACCUGAAGGUGACUGUGUUGUGUAACAGCCUUCGGGAGCCACUCACUUUCACCUGUAACUGUUCCUCCACUGUAGACCUGCUCAUCUACCAGACCUUGUGCUACACCCAUGACGAGCUGAGGGAAGUGGACGUGGCUGACUUUGUACUAAAGCCCUGCGGGCUAGAGGAGUUCCUGCAGAACAAGCACGCCUUGGGCAGCCAUGAGUACAUCCAGUACUGCCGCAAGUUUGACAUCGACAUCCGGCUACAGCUGAUGGAGCAGAAGGCCGCUCGCAGUGACCUGGCCCGGACGGUGAAUGAUGACCAGAGUCCCUCCACCUUGAACUACCUCAUCCAUCUACAAGAGAGGCCAGUCAAACAGACCAUCAGCAGGCAGGCCCUGAGUCUUCUGUUUGACACGUACCACAAUGAGGUGGAUGCCUUCCUGCUGGCUGAUGGGGACUUCCUGCUGAAGGCCGACAGGGUGGUCCAGUCUGUCAAGGCCAUCUGCAACGCCCUGGCUGCUGUGGAAACCCCGGAGAUCACCAGCGCACUCAACCAGCUGCCCCCCUGCCCCUCACGAAUGCAGCCAAAAAUCCAGAAGGAUCCCAGCGUCUUGACUGUGAGGGAAAACCGAGAGAAGGUUGUGGAAGCCCUGACAGCUGCCAUCUUGGACCUGGUGGAGCUGUACUGCAACACGUUCAAUGCAGACUUCCAGACAGCAGUGCCUGGGAGCCACAGGCAUGACCUGGUCCAGGAAGCCUGCCACUUCUCCGGGGCCCUGGCCUUCACCGUCUAUGCCACCCACCGCAUCCCCAUCACCUGGGCUACCAGCUAUGAAGAUUUCUACCUCUCCUGCUCGCUCAGCCACGGUGGCAAGGAGCUGUGCAGCCCCCUGCAGACCCGAAGAGCUCACUUCUCCAAGUACCUGUUCCACCUGAUUAUCUGGGACCAGCAGAUCUGCUUCCCUGUGCAAGUGAACCGGCUGCCCCGGGAGACCCUGCUGUGUGCCACCCUGUAUGCUGUGCCCACCCCUCCGCCUGGGAGUUCUUCGGAGGCCAAUAAGCAGCGGCGGGUGCCCGAGGCCCUGGGCUGGGUCUCCACCCCGCUCUUCAACUUCAGGCAAGUCCUGACCUGUGGCCGGAAGCUUCUGGGCCUGUGGCCAGCGACACAGGAAAACCCCAGCGCUCGCUGGAGUGCACCAAAUUUCCACCAGCCAGACAGCGUCAUCCUGCAGAUUGACUUCCCCACCUCAGCCUUUGACAUCAAGUUCAUCAGCCCCCCUGGAGACAAGUUCAGCCCCCGCUAUGAGUUCGGCAGCCUCCGGGAAGAAGACCAACACAAGCUUAGAGAGAUCAUGCAGAAGGAGUCCCUGUUCUGGCUCACUGAUGCUGACAAGAAGCGCCUGUGGGAGAAGCGGUAUUUCUGCCACUCAGAGGUGAGCUCACUCCCUCUGGUGCUCGCCAGCGCCCCCAGCUGGGAGUGGGCUUGCCUGCCGGACACCUAUGCGCUCCUGAAGCAGUGGGCCCCCAUGAACCACCAGGAUGCCCUGGGGCUCCUGCAUGCCACCUUCCCCGACCAGGAGGUGCGCCGCAUGGCCGUGCAGUGGAUAGGCUCGCUCUCUGAUGCUGAGCUGCUAGACUACUUGCCCCAGCUGGUGCAGGCCCUGAAGUAUGAGUGCUACCUGGACAGCCCUUUGGUGCGCUUCCUCCUGAAGCGAGCCGUCUCUGACCUGAGAGUGACGCACUACUUCUUCUGGUUGCUAAAGGACGGCCUCAAGGACUCUCAGUUCAGCAUCCGAUACCAGUACCUGCUGGCGGCCCUGCUGUGCUGCUGCGGCAAGGGGCUGAGGGAAGAGUUCAACCGCCAGUGCUGGCUUGUCAACACCCUGGCCAAGCUGGCCCAGCAGGUCCGAGAGGCCGCCCCAUCUGCCCGGCAGGGCAUCCUGCGCACGGGCCUGGACGAGGUGAAGCAGUUCUUUGCCCUCAAUGGCUCCUGCCGCCUGCCGCUCAGCCCCAGCCUGCUGGUGAAGGGCAUCGUGUCUAGGGACUGUUCCUACUUCAACUCCAACGCCGUCCCCCUCAAGCUCGCCUUCCAAAAUGUAGACCCGCUGGGUGAGAACGUUCGCGUCAUCUUCAAGUGCGGUGACGACCUUCGCCAGGACAUGCUCACCCUGCAGAUGAUUCGCAUCAUGAGCAAGAUCUGGGUCCAGGAGGGGCUGGACAUGCGCAUGGUCAUUUUCCGCUGCUUCUCCACUGGUCGGGGGAGAGGGAUGGUGGAGAUGAUCCCCAAUGCUGAGACCCUGCGCAAGAUCCAGGUGGAGCACGGGGUGACCGGCUCCUUCAAGGACCGGCCCCUGGCUGACUGGCUGCAGAAGCACAACCCCAGCGAGGACGAGUACGAGAAGGCUGUGGAGAACUUCAUCUAUUCCUGCGCUGGCUGCUGUGUGGCCACGUAUGUUUUGGGUAUCUGUGACCGACAUAAUGACAACAUCAUGCUGAAGACCACCGGCCACAUGUUCCACAUAGAUUUCGGCCGCUUCCUGGGCCAUGCCCAGAUGUUUGGCAAUAUCAAGAGGGACCGUGCCCCCUUUGUCUUCACCUCCGACAUGGCAUAUGUUAUCAACGGGGGUGACAAGCCCUCCAGCCGCUUCCAUGAUUUUGUGGACCUUUGCUGCCAAGCCUACAACCUUAUUCGCAAGCACACCCACCUCUUCCUCAACCUCCUCGGCCUGAUGUUGUCCUGCGGGAUCCCCGAGCUCUCUGACCUGGAGGACCUCAAGUAUGUGUACGAUGCCCUGAGGCCUCAGGACACGGAGGCCAAUGCCACAACCUACUUCACUAGGUUGAUUGAGUCCAGCCUGGGCAGCGUGGCCACAAAGCUCAACUUUUUCAUCCAUAACCUGGCCCAGAUGAAGUUCACAGGCUCGGACGACCGGCUGACUCUUUCCUUCGCCCCUCGAACACACACUCUUAAGAGCUCUGGUCGCAUCUUUGAUGUUUUCCUCUGCCGUCACGAGAGAAUCUUCCAUCCCAAUAAGGGUUAUACAUACGUGGUGAAGGUGAAGCGAGAGAAUGCUCAUGAGGCCAUUUACAUCCAGCGGACGUUUGAGGAGUUCCAGGAAUUACACAACAAACUGCGGCUGCUCUUCCCUUCUUCCCUGCUGCCCAGCUUCCCAAGUCGCUUCGUGAUCAGCCGCUCCCGGGGUGAGGCUGUGGCCGAGCGGCGCAGGGAGGAACUGAACGGCUACAUCUGGCACUUGAUCCACGCAGCCCCAGAGGUGGCCGAGUGUGACCUGGUGUACACCUUCUUCUACCCCCUGCCCCGGGAUGAGAAGGCCGCGGGCACCAGCCCAGCCCCGAAGCCCUCAGAUGGCACCUGGGCCCGUCCCGUGGGGAAGGUGGGAGGGGAGGUGAAGCUGUCGGUCUCCUACAAGAACAACAAGCUCUUCAUCAUGGUGAUGCACAUCCGCGACCUGCAGCUGCUCCAGGAUGGGAAUGACCCUGACCCCUAUGUAAAGAUUUACCUCCUUCCUGACCCUCAGAAAACCACUAAGAGGAAAACCAAAGUGGCCCGGAAAACCUGCAACCCUACCUACAAUGAGAUGCUGGUCUAUGACGGGAUCCCCAAGGGGGACCUGCAGCAGCGGGAGCUGCAGCUGAGCGUGCUGAGCGAGCAGGGCUUCUGGGAGAACGUGCUCCUCGGAGAGGUGCACAUCCGCCUGCGGGAGCUGGACCUGGCCCAGGAGAAGACUGGCUGGUUCGCGCUGGGGUCUCGGAGCCACGGGACGCUGUGAACCCAGCAGAGCCGUGUGCGGCCCAGGACCUCCGGCUGGUGGCCGGAGCUGGGAGAGAGGACUGUCCCGCAAGC
This is a messenger RNA of Fukomys damarensis (Damara mole-rat), 5501 nucleotides long. RefSeq names its product phosphatidylinositol-4-phosphate 3-kinase catalytic subunit type 2 beta (gene Pik3c2b). Gene Ontology annotation, cellular component: phosphatidylinositol 3-kinase complex; cytoplasm; plasma membrane. The transcript is spliced from 34 exons. Gene Ontology annotation, molecular function: phosphatidylinositol binding; 1-phosphatidylinositol-4-phosphate 3-kinase activity; 1-phosphatidylinositol-3-kinase activity. NCBI's taxonomy places the organism in Eukaryota, Metazoa, Chordata, Mammalia, Rodentia, Bathyergidae. Gene Ontology annotation, biological process: cell migration; phosphatidylinositol-3-phosphate biosynthetic process; phosphatidylinositol 3-kinase/protein kinase B signal transduction. The record is from RefSeq and is a predicted model, not a curated record. Bases 526 to 5427 code for a protein of 1633 amino acids.